This is a messenger RNA of Chaetomium fimeti, 974 nucleotides long. RefSeq lists its product as uncharacterized. Bases 271 to 756 code for a protein of 161 amino acids. Lineage: Eukaryota; Fungi; Ascomycota; Sordariomycetes; Sordariales; Chaetomiaceae. The record is from RefSeq and is a predicted model, not a curated record. The transcript has 2 exons.
AGAUAUUCCAUCUUCAUGGGCAAGGAUGUGGCCAGGUUGAGGCUCCGCAAAUUGAGGCUCUGUUGCUCUGGUUGAGUACGCCGACCUGAACCUUACUGAGUUAAAUAUGUCACUCCUUUGCGGUCUGAACUGGACUUCCUAAACGCCAUUGAAACUCUCCAUUGCCACUCAAAACCUGAAAAGGGAAAAACAGCUCAUCUAGGGUUACUCGCUCCUGCUGCAACAGCGACUAUAACAAUCGUCAGCGGCUGGUACCAGCCCUCUCUCACAAUGGCCACCAAAUACACCAGGCCAGAUGGCGGGUUCAAGUCAGUCAAGUCCAUCACUGACAUCAACACCAAGACCCUGCAACUUGCCUAUCCCGCCGCCAGGGACAUCGCCAAGGAGCUUGACGGAUAUGCCUUGGAAUAUAUAAAGCAGGCAAAGGCUCGGAUCGACGAGCUGGUCGUGGUCGCUCAACACCUGAGGUGGGAGAACGAGAAGCUCAAGAGCGAGGCCGAAGAGGCGCGCGUAGGAACCGAGGAGGCCGUCCAGACCAUCCAUAAGUUCUUGAUGGGCGGUGACCUAGAAAACCUGCGGGAUUAUCGGAAGGGCGAGGAGAUCCAGGCAGUGGAGAACACCGCGACUGGAGGCACUGCAGCUGGCGACAAUCCGGCUGGAGACGAUGCGGUUGGGAAGGAUGCAGCUAUGAACGGUAUGACUGGGGACGAUAAGGCAGAGGAUGAUCCGACUGGGGAGAAUCCAAGUUGGCAAUGAUCCAGCUAGAGAUGGCAACCGAAAAGCCAGGCACUUCACCACCGCCAUCCGGCAAUCCGGGAAACUCACAUGUACUUGAACAACCUCCAACAACCCCUUAGAUAGGUAGCUUUCGCCUUCAUUUCUACGGUCCGGCGUCUUUUAUUCUCGUAUCCUAGUCCAGUUUUACCGUUUCACGUCUUGUUUUAAUACUCUCCAUCCGCCUUCUACUCCAUGAA